Molecule: messenger RNA, 2738 nt
Organism: Oreochromis niloticus (Nile tilapia)
Lineage: Eukaryota; Metazoa; Chordata; Actinopteri; Cichliformes; Cichlidae
Product: tumor necrosis factor receptor superfamily member 5-like
Exons: 8
Coding region: 112-954 (280 amino acids)
Biological process (GO): positive regulation of peptidyl-tyrosine phosphorylation; defense response to Gram-negative bacterium; positive regulation of cytokine production involved in immune response
Cellular component (GO): external side of plasma membrane
Molecular function (GO): protein binding
Source: RefSeq, a predicted model, not a curated record
CCCACAUCGCAACCGAAGUGUAACUUAUCUGUUUCUGUUAGAUUUGUAUAGUACUUUAGUGAAACAGAGCCUACAAAUGUGUUACAGAGCCGCGUGUUAGGAUGUGAUAUCAUGGUGUCUGCGUUGCUUAUCUUCGGAUAUGCCGCCGUCUUCAUAGUGCCCGUGUUAUCGUGUCGCCCAAAGGAGUAUAAAACAAAUGAUGGAUGGUGCUGCCCGACGUGCAACGAAGGUAGAGUUGUUCAGAGAGACUGCACAGCAUUUUCAGGAACUCAGUGCCAUUCAUGUGACCUGGGGACCUUUAUGAACCAAACCAACAGCCUGUAUAACUGUUUCCCCUGCACUUCCUGUGACACAGGUCAUGGUCUCUUUGUCAAGCAGAACUGUACAGCAACAACUGACACAGUGUGUGAUGUUUUAAAUGGAUAUCACUGCAAAGAUUUGAUUGACAAUAACAGAUGUAGUUUGGCAGAGAAACAUUCACAGUGUGCAGCUGGUCAGAGGAUAAAAGAACCUGGAACCAGCAGAACUGACACAGUGUGUGAUGUUUUAAAUGGAUAUCACUGCAAAGGCUUGAUUGACAGUAACGGAUGUAGUUUGGCAGAGAAACAUUCACAGUGUGCAGCUGGUCAGAGGAUAAAAGAACCUGGAACCAGCACAAGUGACACAGUGUGUGAAGACUGUGAGCCAGGAUUCUUUUCCAAGGACGGUGUGAACUGCACGGCUUGGACGAUUUGCUCUGAAAGCCAGAUUAUAGUUGAAGAAGGAAACUCAACCAGUGACGUCGUCUGUGGAAGUGCACCAAGACAUCGUUAUGGUUUAAUUUCAUUUGUUGUGCUUUUCCUAAUAAUAGCAAUUUGCCUUGUGAUAACAGGAAUUGUGAAAGCAUGUAAGUACCAUCUAACCAGUGUCAAAUCUGCUCACUCUGCACAGCACCUACAGUCACUAACAUGUUAACAACUCUGUUUUUUCAGGAAUCCAGAUAAGAGCUGAAAAUAAUUGCUCAGGGACUACCGAUGAUGCCUGAGACUCGGGUUUCAUGGCCUGAUGGCAGAAUGCGAACCUCGUGUCUGUCACCUCUCCAACAUUUUAAAGGCAGGAGUGAUGUUCUGACAUUGAUGAUGGCUUCACCUGAUUCGGGACUCACUGUCCAACGUGUCAUGUACACAGAUGUGCACAGCUGUUUAAUCAAAGUGCCGCUGCAGUCAUCUGUUGAGUGUGCUGACCAGCCAUCACCAGUCCGGUUUUCUCUGCUUGAUGCCCGCUCCAUUACAGACAAACCACUUAUUCUAAAUGAUCUCUUCAUCAAGGAGUCUCCAGACUUCAUGCUCCUGACUGAGACAUUGCAGCAGGAUAUGGAUCAUGUUUACUUUGAGGAAAUCCGGACAGCUGGCAUUUCCGUCAUUGUAACUCAGUGUCUUUCGGGAUGUGGCAGAGGACUUUCUGCUGUGCACAGAUUCACAUGCAGGCUGAUGAAGUCAGACUCUAUUUCUUCAUUUAAGUUACAGAUGAUUAAUGUUGGUUCUAUGAAAACCUUUUAUUGUAUUUUAAUCUACCAACCUUCUAGAGUCUUUUCAGCUGAAUUCAGCAACCUUUCAUCGUCAGUCAUUACAUUGGGGAAGGUUGUAAUUCUGAGAUAUUUUAACCUUCAUAUCGAUGGAUCCUGUAACUCAGCUGCUGAGUCUUUGAACUGUAAGCACCAUGUUUCUGGCCCCACACAUAUAAAAGGCCACACGCUGGAUCUUGCUUUCUCCCUGGGUUUAAAAACAAAUGAUGCAUGUGUGAAAAAUGUACAUGUGACAGACCACAGCUGUAUAUUUUUUAGUCUGUCAUUUGUUCUGGAUCCUUCACUUCAUAAAUUGAUGAUUCAAAGGUGGAUUAUAAACCAGGAUCCUGCUGAGAGGGUCUCUGCCUUUUUUGAUGCCAACAUGACUCAUAGUGAUUUUCACACAUUUAUUUUGUCCUUUAAAAAUGAAUGUAAGUCUACUUUUGACACACUGGCACCCCUAAAACAAAGAAUUGUCCAAUGUUCAAGUUUUUGUAUUUGGAAAAAUGAACAUAUUAAUUAUUUUAGGAGAUAUUUGUACAAGUUGGAACAUUUGUGGAAGGCUUCCAAGCUCCAGCUUCAUGAGUUACAUGUUAAAGAAUCAGUUUCUUCACUAAAUGACAGGUCAAAAAAUGCCAGAAUAGAGUAUUUUUCUAAGCUUAUAGCUUCAGAAAAGAAAAAUCUUAAAGUCUUGUUUGAUACAAUUAAGAAUUUUGUCUCUCCCAAUAUUCCUCAUGCACCAGUGUUUUUAAAGUCUGAGUGCAAUAAGCUUUUGCACUGUUUUGUAAUUAAGCUAAUGAUAAACAGGCUUAGGAAUAUGUUUGGGAUUACUGGUGAUGUUUUAAAAUGGCUCAUGUCAUAUCUAUCUGGGAGAUCUUUUAGUGUUUUUAUGAAUCAGGUUAUCUCUGAAACAACAGUUGUUCCGUCUGGGAUACCUCAGGGGUCUGUUUUGGGUCCGAUUCCUUGUUUGCUUCAUGUGCUCCCUCUGGACCGAAAUAUUAGAACUCAUUCAUGCUGUAUAGAGUCUACUAACUCUUUAAAAGAGCAGCCAAACACAUUUUUGUACAAAGCUUGGUAUUUUAUGUUGUAUUAUAUCUUUAUGAUACAUUAUCCUUUUGUUUCUUGUAUAAUUGUGAGGCAGUUUAUAUUUAAAAAGUUACAAAAUGUAAAUAAAUUUUACUUACUCUCCUCUCUA